This is a messenger RNA of Petromyzon marinus (sea lamprey), 2094 nucleotides long. RefSeq names its product low density lipoprotein receptor class A domain containing 4 (gene LDLRAD4). Gene Ontology annotation, cellular component: early endosome membrane; Golgi membrane. The record is from RefSeq and is a predicted model, not a curated record. Gene Ontology annotation, biological process: negative regulation of transforming growth factor beta receptor signaling pathway. Gene Ontology annotation, molecular function: R-SMAD binding. NCBI's taxonomy places the organism in Eukaryota, Metazoa, Chordata, Hyperoartia, Petromyzontiformes, Petromyzontidae.
GCGCGGCGCACGCGGCUUGACGCGGCUAGACGCGCGCGCGCGCCGCAGCCGAUAGACGCUCGCAAGCGCGGGUGGGCGCGCGCACAGCCUGACGACCAAACCCGCGCGCGCGUGCGUGCGUGCGCGUGCACCGGGGUCUCGUGCAACGCCUCCGCGAACUCCCUCGCGCCACAGAGACUCGCGAGCUCCGCGUCCUCUCCCCACAAAAUAACAAACACCAGCCCCGCCCCUCACCCCCCCUUCCCGCCCCUUCACUGGCGCGUGAGGGCGACACGCAGCGCGCGCCAUGCGUCCGAGGCCCGCAUGAUGCUCCAGCUCUUCCUCAUCGUGCUGCUUUUCGAAGAGACGAGCAUUGCAGAAGAAUGCGUGCCCCCGUGGGCGGAACUCGCUGAGCGCCUGGCGGUGACGUCGCUGCAGCAGCGAGGAGGCUCCACGUCGUGCGUGGUGCACAUCCGCGCGCCCGCCGGCCACUUGGUGGCCCUCAACGUCACACGGCUCGCGGCUCACGGGCGCGCGGCGCCAGCGGCGGCCCCGCUGGCCCCGCAGCAGCACGCUCCCCCGCCGCCGGGCCUGCACGUCCACGCGUCGCCCGCUCCCUCCGGCCCGCCCGCGCCGUACCUACCUCCCGGCGUGGCGAGCGAUGUGAACACGACGCCGCGAGCCGCCUGCGGCCUGCCCUGGCUGGAGGUGCGCGAUGGCUUCCCAGACGGCGAGGGCCCCCCGUCCGCGCCGCUGCGCCUCCUGCGCAUCUGCAGCGAGCGGCCGGCCUCCGCGGGCGCGCCGGCCGCGCCGCCGGCGGCGGCGCCCUUCCGGAGCGUCCUGUCCAGCCGCGGCGAGCUGACGCUCGAGUUCCAGUGGGCGGGGGCCGGCGCCGCCGAGGGCAGCGUGGCGGCCGCGGAGUUUCAGGCGACGGUGACCUUCACCGAGUGCAAGUUCCGCUGCCGGGACGGGCAGUGCGUCUCCUCCUCGCUGAUGAGGUGUGACGGGGCGAGCCAGUGUGCUGACGCCAGCGACGAGGAGGGCUGCAGCCCCGGCACUGACCAACCGUCGCACCGCAGCCUGCAGGCUGGCGUCGAGUUUGUGCAGAUCCUCGUGAUCGUGUCGGUCGCCGUGGUGAUGGUGCUGGUCAUCACCUGCAUCCUCAAUCACUACAAGAUCUCCUCGUCCUCCUUCAUGGGACGACACAUGCACAGGAGGCGCAGGGACCACCCCUGCACGGGACGGAGUCUGUGUCCCUCAGAAAGCCCCGUGCCCAGACAACAAAGCACUUCACAGCUGAUGUACUCGUCCCAAUCGAGGGACAGCAUCGCAGCCUGCAGGCCGUCGCAGCACCAGCAGCAUCACCAGCUGCAGCAGCAGCACCAGCAGCACCACCAGCUGCACCACCACCACCAGCACCACCACCACCAGCCGCAGCACUCGGCGAUGGCGGGGAGCGGCGGCGGAGCGGCUCCGCGCGACCCCUUCCGCCGGCCGCCCCACCAGCCGCUCUACCCGUACAGCCAGGUGGAGAUCGACCUGCCGCCCAGCAUCUCGUUGUCGGACGGCGAGGAGCCCCCCCCCUACCAGGGCCCGUGCACCCUGCAGCUGCGGCCGCCCGAGCAGCAGCAGGAGAUCAACCGCGAGUCGGUGCGGGCGCCGCCCAACCGCACCGUCUACGACAGCGACUACUACGUGGCGCCGCCGCCCUGCGCCGCGCUCGGCGGCGGCGGCGGCGGCGGCGGCGGCGGCGCCGGGCCGUGCCCGCCCAGCAGCCACUCGGGGGUGUCGGCCGCCAGCUACGGGGGCCACGGCGGCCGCAUGGAGGGGCCGCCGCCCACGUACAGCGAGGUGGUGGGCGCCGCGUUCCCGGCCGCGGGGCCCGGGAACGCGGCGCUGUUUGCGCCGCACGGGGACGUUGGCGUCGCGGGGCUGCUCACGGACAGGAAGCCCGGCAAGGGCGUCUGACGGCGGGCGAGGGGUUCACCCGUGGCCCCUUCAAACAAAACGAGAGAAAUCAAUGCCCACCGCCUCCCCCAGCACUUACGGAAAACAUAAAAAGAAAAAAUAUAUAUAUGAUAAUGCGGCUUUCGUUAUUUUCUUUCGUUGCGUGUG